GAAAUAAUUCCUAUCAUUGCUAAGAGCCUAAGCUACCUACCUAUAAACGACGUCUGCUUCACACAUAAGUACCUAAUAUAGAUUAUGACUACGCCUUCACAUCCCUUUAAUAACAUAUCGCCCUAGUAAGUAUUGGUACAUGACGCAAUUCUCAGACCUCGAAGAAUGGAAAGCUGUCCAAAAAACAUGUCAUCUUGUUCAUUCAGCUGUUCAAGAUGCGAUUGGAUCCUUGCCGCAUUCGAGCGAGGACAUGGCUUACCUCAACUACCUGAAUGAUCUGUCUCAAGAAGUUCAGAUGAUUGAUAUCUCAGUGCCACUGGGCGUCUAUCUUCCUACGGCGGUCGUAGACCAAUGCAAAACCCAGCUGGAAAGCCUCCUUCGACUCUUCAAGCAACUCCCGGGCAUACUUAACCUUACAGUCCCAGAUGCGACCAGAAUCCGUUCUGCUAUUGCGCAUAUCACAGACACCAAUAGAUUCUUUACCUCCCUCGGUCGGACCACUACAUCCUCAUCCUCUUUCGCAAAUGCUCCCGCUGAGCGUAAUCUUGCAAAGGCGGAUAAUACCAUCCAAGUGUUCACGGAAGGUGUUCUAGAUAAGUUAUGUUCAUUAUUUUCAGAGUGCUCGUACCAGUCAGAUCAUCGGAUGAUGCUACGAUUUUCUGGAUUACGAGGCCUUGAUCCGACGCUCACUACGACGUUACAUCUCCUUCUCAAUUCGUGUGAGGGCUAUUCGGCACGUACAGAUCUUUGGCAAUAUAUUACUUGUCGCUACCCUACUAUUGGUGAUGCGCAAAAUCCAGACGGCCAGUUGAAGAUAUUACAAGACCUUUGCAAAAACAUUCACUUCCACCUACAUAUCAAUGAAAGUCUGCAACUUCGCCUGAUUAAUGGGCAAGUUUUCUAUUCGAACAAUGCUGAUGGUAAAUUCACGUUGGACAAUUCGGUUCCGGGCAGUUCACUACAUGACCUGUUGAAAAAAGGCUACUUCCUACCACUCACUUGGAGUUCAACUAACCGACUCACUACUUGGGAGAAACGCAGUCUGGCAUUGGACCUUGGGCUUGCAUUCAUGCAUCUAAUUGACUGCAGGUGGACUCGGCACAGAUGGAAGACAAGAAGCCUGCACUUUCUACACCCCUGGACACUUCAUUGCCGCGAUUCUCUUCUCCAAACCCCCCCAUACCUAGGGUGCAAUGUGUCCGUAGCAAGUUCAACCAAUGAAGAAGACCACGAUACUCUCUUUCCUGGUCAUCCCGACUUCUUAUUGUUUGGAAAACUCCUUGCAGAGUUGGAAAAUGGCGAAGAGAUCGAAGCAACGCAGUGCAAUAAACAUGGUGUCCCAAGUUUGUACCUCACAUUACUUGUUGGGAUACACGAGGGGCGUUUAUCAGCUCAUCCUUACUACUCCAAGGCCAUAAGUGCCUGUUUGUCCCUCUAUAAGCAGCCCGGUGAUCCCAACUUCACCAGAGAAAGAAUCCAAAAGACAAUAGUGUUAAAUCUUAACAAGGCACUUGCUUCUUGCGAAAGGCCGCCCUUACCUCAGGCCAAGAUACACACAUCUCAGGCGAGGGCUCAACCCGAGGUUAACAUCGAACAUCAAGAAUUAUCUACUUCACUUUCGUUUGAGCAUCAAAUGCCUAUCCUGCCAACAACCCCUUUGGAAAAUCAAACACAGGAGAUGUCUCAUUCACCUAAGGAACUACCGGAUAUCACUUGUGGUUCCAAAAGGACGAUUGCUAGUGCCCUUAAAUGGCAAAAUUCAGGUCCCAGCGGCCCCCUCCGCCGAAGUCCUAGGCUAAGGCAAUUGGCUUCCUCAAAGGCGACUUCAAGUACGCGGGAAUCACCAUCGUUGUCUACUCACCCUCGUGGCAGAGUUUCCAAGAUAAGGGGCUCCCGGACUCGUGGCACUAAGUCGAGCAAGUUAUCUAAAGCUUUGGAUCAUCUUGGCGGCAUACAGUUAUCUCAGCACAAGGUAGGCAAGUAUAGUAGUCUGGUGAGAUUAUUUGACGAGUCGUCCGAUUGUGUGGACUCAUCCAAACGAGAAAGCGCGGCAGAGUUUAUCCACUUUUACGAUAAUUUCAAAAGACAAUACGGAUACAUCCUUAACGCAUGCACUAGCGAGCUCCCCGAGUAUCGAAUCUCUGUGUGUAUCAUCGACACAGGUAUCGAUAAAACCCACCCUGCUAUUAAGGGAGCCUUCCGGCGUGGGUGCAUCAAGGAUUGCCGCAGCUGGGUAGGGAACGAGGAUGAUGUUCACGACAAUUACGGGCAUGGGACUCACGCUGCUCAUCUAAUACUAAAUGCAUCGGAAAAUAUAAACUUAUACAUAGCUAAGGUUGCGGAUGGUCUGGAUAUUGAGCCACACAACAUAAACAAGAUUGCGGAGGCAAUUCUCUAUGCUGUCACUGUGUGGGAUGUUGAUAUCCUAACGAUGUCUUUCGGUUUUCGGGAAUUAGAACCGAAUAUCAAAGCGGCAAUCGACGAGGCUUCACGACGUGGCAAGUUACUUUUUGCCUCCGCCUCUAACCACGGCAACAAUCAGCUGGGGAGGACGUAUCCAGCAAAACAUAGAAAUGUCAUCUCUAUCAGUGCCUCUACUGGGAAGGGAAAAGACGGGCAGAUCAGCCCAGGCCCUGAGGACAAUGACGAUAACUUCAUGACAUUAGGGAUCGCGGUUCCCCUUACAUGGAAGGGAAAAGGGGUUUAUAAAUCAGGUACUUCAUACGCAACCCCUAUUGCUGUUGGGUUCGCGAUCAAUGCGUUAGAGUUUGUAGGCGGAGCAAUGGGCCAAGAAGACUUCCAGCAGUUAAAGCAAAGUGAUGAGUUUAUGCGCCGCGUUUUCCGGCUCAUGAGCAACCGGGAUUCCUCUAGGUAUAGUUUUCUCGCGCCCUGGCUCUUGUGGGAUGGGAUGAGGACGCCAGAUUUCAUUUCUCACCUGCUAAACCAAGCAAUGUAUCACUAGCAUGAUACUUUUUUUUACGAGGGAAUACGGUGCGAUAGGGGAUGUCAAAUAUAUAUUUACAUAGUAGCCUUGGUAAUAAUGGCUAGAAAUACGUUACAAUAGCGAGAGCAAAUUCCAGCC
Molecule: messenger RNA, 3082 nt
Organism: Daldinia decipiens
Lineage: Eukaryota; Fungi; Ascomycota; Sordariomycetes; Xylariales; Hypoxylaceae
Exons: 4
Coding region: 140-2962 (940 amino acids)
Biological process (GO): proteolysis
Molecular function (GO): serine-type endopeptidase activity
Source: RefSeq, a predicted model, not a curated record